AUGGAUCUUUCUGCGGUUCUCUUUACGCUUCUGGUGGAUUUGGUUCUGGUUCUAGGCUCACAGCGUUUUUCUGGGCUGCAUCCGAACGCGGUUCUCCGUGAGAAGAGCACAGGAUCACGGCAUCAGUCUACUCAGCUACCGCUCUACAUGAUGCAGCUGUACCGCACCAUGCUCACCGAGGACCGCGUCAGGACCCCCGACAUGAGUUUGGGCCGAUCCCCGCUGGAGGACAACCCGGGUCUGCACAACUCUGACUCCGUCACCAGCCUUGUAGCAAAAACUUGUCAGCAGAUUGGAAACCACUGGUCCGUCACCUUCGAUGUGUCUUCUAUGUCUACAAGUGACAAUAUCCAACUGGCUGAGCUCCGCAUGCAUCUCCCUGCCUUCAGUCAGUCCUCUCAGGCCUCUGUGGACAUCCAUCACCACUGCAUGGGGCCAAACUGCCCCAAGGAGCCAGUGUUUCUGGGAAGAGUUCAGGCCAAGCCUAGCUCCAUGCUGUCCCCAUCCUCCUGGAAGGUGUUCAACAUAACUGAGCUGCUCUUGGACUGGCUUCAAGACGGAUACUCAUCAGACAGGCCUCAGGAGGAACGCGCGGGAGACAAGGAGGUGGUUCAGCACUCCACUACUAACAGGGUCAUGAUGGUGGUCUUCACCAGGCAGAACCCCACCAGCCAGAGGGCUCCCACUCUCAUCCGCACAGCUGAGCACUCCAAGUAUGUCCAGCUGGACAGUAGCUCCAGAAGGAGCGGCCGGAGCAAGAGGCACCAGCAGAACUACCACCACCACCAUGCCCACCAUCAGAGGAAAGGAGUAGCAGGGGCUGCUCCUGCUAGCAAGCCAAGUGAGGACAACAAGAGCCCUCUGUGCAGGAAGGUGGACAUGUGGGUGGACUUUGAGAAGUUUGGCUGGAGUGAGUGGAUUGUGUAUCCCAAACGCUACAAUGCUUUCCGCUGUGAAGGUAGCUGUCCUACACCUGUGGAUGAGACUUUCACUCCCACCAACCAUGCCUACAUGCAGAGCCUGCUAAAACUUCACCAUCCGGACAAGGUGCCCUGUGUGUCGUGUGUGCCCACUCGCCUGGCCCCUCUCUCCAUGCUCUACUUUGAGAAUGGGAAGAUGGUGAUGAGGCAUCAUGAGAAUAUGAUUGUGGAGGAGUGUGGCUGCCACUGA
Messenger RNA from Periophthalmus magnuspinnatus, 1170 nucleotides. Its product is annotated as nodal homolog. The transcript has 3 exons. The record is from RefSeq and is a predicted model, not a curated record. NCBI's taxonomy places the organism in Eukaryota, Metazoa, Chordata, Actinopteri, Gobiiformes, Gobiidae. Gene Ontology annotation, biological process: BMP signaling pathway; SMAD protein signal transduction. Bases 1 to 1170 code for a protein of 389 amino acids. Gene Ontology annotation, molecular function: growth factor activity; cytokine activity; type I activin receptor binding. Gene Ontology annotation, cellular component: extracellular region.